AUGGUUUCGCGGGAGCAGAAGGCAAGCUGGACAGCCGAGCAGGUGGCACUUGCAAAGCUACGAGUAGAGGAGGACUGCUUGGAUUGGGAGGCCGGCCAGCACGGUGACUUCCCAGGUCUUUCACGAGUUGGCGGUGUGGACGUGUCUUUCUUCGCAGAUGGAACUUAUGCCAUCGCGGCUAUCGUAGUGCUCGAUUUUCCCAGCUUAACGGUGGUUUACGAGCGCAGUGCAGCCUUUCGGCUGACGGUUCCAUAUGUGCCGGGGUUUCUGGCCAUGCGCGAAGUGCCCGCCCUGAGCCAGAUGUUCAAAGAUGUCCCCAAGCAUGCUCUUCCACAAGUGGUCCUUGUAGAUGGCAACGGUGCUUUCCAUCCUCGCCGGUGUGGUGCUGCUACCCAUCUUGGGAUUUCAAUCGGCUUGCCAACGAUUGGUGUUGCAAAGGACGUUUUGAAAGUGGGUGAAGUCAACUCAUCUGUGGCUAGGCGCUUGGCUCAAACCCUGCAUCGUCCACGAGAGUGGGCUCCUCUUUGCUCUGUCGCAGCCCUGCUAAAGACGAAGGGAAGCCGAUGUCUGGUGGUGAGCCCCGGGCAUCGGCUGAGCUUGGAAACAGCAGUGGCGCUGACUUCCCAGCUAUGCCAUGAUCGUGCAGCUCCGGAGCCUAUUCGACAGGCAGAUCUCCGCAGCCGAAAGGCAGUGCGUGCAUGGUAUGCUGGUGCGCACUUUGAUUACCUGGAAGCUCCAAGGCUCAGCCAUCUUGAACAGAUGCUGCAGAUCACGUCCGAUGGCACCAGCCCAGAGGCAUUCCGCAGCCCCGAGAUCCAGGCUGCAAAAACAAAGGCGGCCAAAUGGGUAAUCAAGGGAUCUAGGGAAGAACCCCUGCCGAAAGCCUCUGCCCAGGCAGAGAGCACUCCAGAAACGGAUUUUUGGACCGGCAUUUUCGGUUGGCUAUGCGUUUGCUUCACCAGGUCUCACACUCGGCAAAUCUGA
Messenger RNA from Symbiodinium sp. CCMP2592, 984 nucleotides. The record is from the annotation of a GenBank genome assembly. NCBI's taxonomy places the organism in Eukaryota, Dinophyceae, Suessiales, Symbiodiniaceae.